AUGCCACUACCCUAUAUCAAUGCGCCAUUUGAAUAUGUCGCCAGUGUCCUUGGGAACUCGGCAGACGAGCUCAAGCUGGUCACCACCUUCUACCUAUCCUUCCCCUUGGCUGCUGCUCUUAAGAGGUUACCAGACAAGGAACCAUGGAAGAAGAACUUGUUCAUAAUAAGCGUGUCUAUGUUCUACUUGAUCGGUCUAUUUGACUUGUGGAGCGGUCUUCGCACUAUACUCAUCAGCGCUGCUGGGGCAUACACCAUCUCUUCGCAGAUAAACUCGCCGUAUAUGCCAUGGAUCGGGUUUGUCUUCCUCAUGGGUCACUUAUCUGUCAAUCACCUCUACCGUCAGACGAUCGACGACUCCUCUCUUUUCGACAUUACGGGCGCUCAGAUGGUUCUGGUGAUGAAACUCACGGCUUUCUGCUGGAAUGUACAAGACGGUCGUCUUCCGGAGGCCGAUCUAUCUGACUUCCAGAAAGAGCACGCUAUUCGCACUAUGCCUGGUAUCAUUGACUACGCCGGCUAUGUCUUCUUUUUCCCGGCAAUCAUGGCAGGUCCAGCCUUUGACUACUGCGACUACAGUCAAUAUAUCACCACCACCAUGUUUACGCUUCCACCGGGUACUGAUCCUUCCAAAGCGCCACCAACCCGCAAGAAGCACAAGAUCCCACGUAGCGGCACACCGGCCACCAUCAAAGGCGUCUACGGCACUCUGUGGUUGAUAGCCUUUUUGAAGUUCUCCGGAUGGUACUAUCCGGCCUUCUUUCUAGGUGACGAGUACAUGAAGUACGGGUUUCUCCGCAGGGUUUGGCAGCUGUACAUGUUUGGACUCACUACUCGUAUGAAGUAUUACGCCAUCUGGAGCUUGUCUGAAGGCGCAUGUAUCCUGUCUGGAAUUGGAUACAAUGGAAUCGAUCCGGUUACCAACCGCGCCAAAUGGGACCGCCUUACAAAUAUCAAGCCCUGGGAGAUCGAGACGGCCCAGAAUGCCCGCGCUUAUCUGGGAUUUUGGAACAUAAACACAAACCACUGGCUAAGGAAUUACAUGUAUCUCCGUGUUACACCAAAGGGUAAGAAGCCGGGUUUCAGGGCAACUUUAGCCACGUUUGUCACGAGUGCGUUUUGGCAUGGUUUCUAUCCGGGCUAUUACCUCACAUUCGUUCUCGCAUCCUUUGUGCAGACGGUUGCGAAAAAUGGCCGCCGCAUGAUUCGUCCACUUUUCCUGACACCAGAUGGCAAAUCACCCCUCCCAUCCAAACGAUACUACGACAUCUUCACCACGAUCCUCACUCAAGUAGUCUUCGCCUACACCGUGGCCCCUUUUGUUCUACUUGGCUUUUCCGACACCUUGAUAGUCUGGGCCCGCGUCUACUUCUAUACUAUCGUUGGCAUCGGUGCAUCAUUCGCUCUCUUUUCGAAAUCCUUACCCUUCCGCAAACAAAUCUUGCAACUUCAAUCUUCUCGCGCGCCCACACCGGCCACCUUCACUUCUGUCGAUGAAUCUACUGUCGAGAAGACUGCGAGAGAAGAAGUUCGGAAAGAGAGACUGCUGGCGACUGAUGCCCAGAGCAGUGAUCCUGGGCACAAGGUGCCUCUUUUCGGGAUUGCGGAUGACCCUGAGGCGGAAAUAGAUGAUAUUGUUAGGGAAGUCAAAGCAGAAAUCGAGCAGAGGCGUCGAAGGGGAAGUGCGCUGCAGGGAUUUGAUAUCAAGAAAGCGGUACAGGAGAAGUUGAUGGAGUUCAAGAAAGCAUAG
Messenger RNA from Cucurbitaria berberidis CBS 394.84, 1749 nucleotides. Its product is annotated as MBOAT family protein-like protein. Gene Ontology annotation, biological process: glycerophospholipid biosynthetic process; lipid modification. Gene Ontology annotation, cellular component: endoplasmic reticulum; membrane. The transcript is spliced from 5 exons. Lineage: Eukaryota; Fungi; Ascomycota; Dothideomycetes; Pleosporales; Cucurbitariaceae. The record is from RefSeq and is a predicted model, not a curated record. Gene Ontology annotation, molecular function: 1-acylglycerophosphocholine O-acyltransferase activity; 1-acylglycerol-3-phosphate O-acyltransferase activity. The coding region runs from base 1 to 1749 and encodes 582 amino acids.